AUGGUCCAAGAAUCCGGCAAGAACCUCUGGGUCGCAGCUUCAGAUGGCGAUCUCGAAAGAGUCCAGUACCUGAUAGAGAACGAAGGCUGUACUCCCAAUGACAAGGACUCCAACUCGUACACCCCCAUGCAUGCCGCCGCAUCCUACGCCCACAUCCCCCUCCUCACCUACCUCCUCACUUCUGGUGGCAACCCCAACAUCACAGACGACGACAACGAGACUCCCCUUUUCGUUGUUGAAUCCCUCGAAGUUGCUCAAUUCCUCGUGGGCAAUGGAGCCGAUCCGGCGUGGAAGAACAGCGAGGGGGUGACCGCUGGGGAGCAGCUGGAGGAGGAAGCUCCGGAGGUUGCUGCUUAUCUCAAUGGCCUGACGGGUCUGGGCGGACAGAUCGAUGAGGCGGCCGAGGUGGGCGACACUUCGGGCGACAUAUCACAGCUUGCGCUGGACAACUUUACUGCCACCCAAACGUCGGCCUUGAUGGAGGAAGCGCAGAGAAUAAUGGAGCAGUGUGCUGCAGAGGGUGUCGAGCCUGAUGAGAGACUGAGAGAAGUAGUAGAGCGUGCGGUCCGGGAUGGCAUGGCGUUCGGUCAAGCGACUGGGGAAGGAGAAGAAGUCGAGGCUGCUAGCCAGGGGGACUCUUCCAGCAAGAGGGCUAGGGAGGAAUGA
Cryptococcus wingfieldii CBS 7118 is the source of this 666-nucleotide messenger RNA. RefSeq names its product ankyrin repeat-containing protein. Gene Ontology annotation, molecular function: protein binding. Lineage: Eukaryota; Fungi; Basidiomycota; Tremellomycetes; Tremellales; Cryptococcaceae. The coding region runs from base 1 to 666 and encodes 221 amino acids. The transcript is spliced from 3 exons. The record is from RefSeq and is a predicted model, not a curated record.